Molecule: messenger RNA, 2181 nt
Organism: Dichomitus squalens LYAD-421 SS1
Lineage: Eukaryota; Fungi; Basidiomycota; Agaricomycetes; Polyporales; Polyporaceae
Exons: 3
Coding region: 1-1962 (653 amino acids)
Source: RefSeq, a predicted model, not a curated record
AUGUCCCGCCCGCUCACCCUACACGUAUCCGCUCUCAACGAUGCCGAGUAUACCCUCUACACCUCCUCCAUCCACGACAUCAUCGAAUAUGACGGACAACAUCCUCCGGACUACGAUAAGCUCUCGGUUGGCGUGCGCGAAGCACGAGCAUGGCUGCGAGGCCGCUAUCCCACACUGGCGUCCAACACGCUCGACUCGAUUUUUCGACUUUUACCGCCCGAGCCUGCAGAUGUAUUGAACGGAGGCCAGUUCUUCGCCGUCUUACGGCUCGUUUCCCAUGUGCUCGGAGGCAAGCAGGUGGAUCCGAGUCUCAUCUUCGUACAAGCACAUCCCGAUGAGCACAAGUCUCGUCCGUCCUCGCCCCACAGCAAGCAUAGCCGAGUUUCGUCGCCGGUGCAGAAUCCAUUCAGGCACAAUGGCUCCACCGGUCCUCAAUCUGCCCCCGCAGUCUCGUCUACGCCCGCUAAGCCUCAGCCUCCCUCUCUUCCUCCGAAGCCAACAAAUCCUUUCCUCAACCGACGGGCUUCUCAGGGUCUACCACCUCAGUCCGCGCCAGCCGGUGUUGGCGUAUUCCCUAGUACACGCUCAACAGUUUUACAAGAUGCGAAUAUACCCCCAUUACCACCUCGGAAGCCGCCUGUACUGCCGCCACCGCGACAUGCGUCCAUGAAUGCGCAUCACACACAGGCGACUAGCCGCGAACCACCGUUACCACCUACUACCAGUGUCUCGCAUGCCAACCGGCAUACGACGAACACUCUGAUCCAGCAAUCUCUCCAGGCGACCCGGAUCGCUCAAAGUCUCAAACAAGCGGAACACAGACUCGAACAAGAGCGCGUCAUGGAGGUUCUCCGGAGUAGUUCAGAUUCAGUGAACUCACUACGGCGCGUGCGCAGCACCAGUCCCACUAAGAAUGCGAGUUCGUCCGCGUCCUCGGCAGGAUCGGCCAGCAGCUCUGCCGAACGUACCGCAGUGCAGAAUCGCGUCCCUCAGCUACCGCCUCGCCGGAAUCUCAGUCCCCCGGCCUCCACCGUCAUCUCUGCUCGUUCCUUUGAGCGGGUGGCAACGGCUUCUCUGUCACCAUCCAAGCGUAAUCCCAUGCAUUCUUCCGCAAAUGGUCCGAAUACCGUCCCUCCGGAGCCUCCACAACGGCGGCUGGCAUCUCCAACGAUGUCGCCGUCCCAGACUCCGCCAAGACCUCUGUCAGAGCUGCCCCCGGAGCCGCCGCCGACGCACCCAGACCGCAAGCCUGCUGCUUUGAGCAUCGAUGCAGACCGCAUAUUACCAUCAAACACGUCGCCCCGUGUUGGGCGCUCUCGGUCAUUACACCAUCCCACUCCCCCUCCCGUACCCCCACCACCUCGCCGGAAACGCCCAGAAAGCGCCCAGCUGACUCCCACAUCGUCCUCGCCCUUCGAGUCUCCAUUUGCGGAUACGCCACGCUCCAGCACCUCAUCUCCAUCGAACCUGCACCUUUCCCGCCAUCUCUCCCUCUCCUCCACGAAACGCGACACCGACAGAGAGCGAAAUUGGGACACGUUCUCGGACUCCCCAAUCGGGAGCCUGCAAAAGACGUUCACGAACCUCUCGCUGCGCGGGAAGCCCGCGCUCGACGCCGCGCGGUACAAGGCCGAGGGGGCGUUCUCGAAGCGGGGGUUCGUGCAGCGUGGUCCCCGGGGUCCAGGCUGGAUGCGCGAGGACGGAGAGGCGAGGUUAAUGGACGACGUCGACGAUGGGGAGGCGACGAGCCCAGGACUAGAUGUGGACGAUGCGGACAGCAGUCUAGACCAGGACGGGGCCGGGGAUCGAGAGCGGGUCGAGGACCGUGCGCGGAGGUGGCAGAGGGGCGGGGUCGACGUUGCGCUCGUAGAUAGGGAAGAUGGAGCGAGGGGUGGCAGGAGGAUGGUGGUGGAGAGGGACGACCUGAAAUGGCCCGCAGGAGAGGGAUGGAAGCCGCUAUGAUACGCGCCUGCGGCGAGGAGGUGACGUUGGUUUGACCGGAAUUAAAGAAGGAUGGAGAUGGCGAAGCGAAGCUGCUCUGCGAGCUCCUGCGUUUAUUACAGUACGUCCCUUUGCACAGUACACAUACACAUCCGCAUGCCUUUUCACGUUCCCCUUCAUGUGUUAUAAUGUCCUGCCUACCAUUCUGGAGCACACAUUUUGAUAUACUCACCAAUAUCG